AUAACUCGAAAAUUACUACUUGCACGAAAAAUUUUCACAAAACAUUUUUUGCUUAGAAUUGACAAUUUAAUCAAUUUUUGUGGUUAUUUCGAAAAAAAUGUCCACCCCCGGGACGAGCAUAUAUCGGCGUUACAUAACUUUUGUUUCUUAUGCGAUCCUCCACUCCCAUCCCAAGUUUCAUUUAAAUCGGUCUUGACUGAAAGAAUUCAGAGAUUAAAAACUUCAAUGAUUGGACUAUUAAGAGAGAUGGCUGCAACAUUUUGUUUCAACAAGCAUAGCCAUGUGGGAUAUCAAAUGAAAGAUCUCGAUUAGUACUUUUCGAAGUAGAUAUUAAUUUUGACAUUGUUUGCAAAAGGAAAGAGUACGAGGGCCCGAAAGGGUCAAUUAGUUCAAGGACCCUUUCUCAGAAACUACUCAACCGCAAAAUCUAAUAAAAAGAUGGUGGCCCAUGCACAUGGUAUUUAUGCUUCAACCACUGCGUAAUUAUAUCCUCUCAAAUAAGUCAAUAACAGCAUAUUAUUACAUUUUGAAAAUUUACUGCGAACCCCCUUAACUUCAUCCUAGGCCCGUAAAAUUAUGCAGUAAUGUGGGUUCUAAUAUCGAAUAUCAUAUUUGGCGGAGAUCCUACUAUUAUUAACAAAGAUAUAUGUAGUAGAUCAAAAUUGUCUCUUUCGCGUAAAAUUACUAAUUCCUAAGAGACAAAAUGUCAGUAUCACAUCGAACUAAAUAUCUGGUAUAUUCAACCUAUAUACAGUACGAGCUAUGCAUAAGUGGGACUACUGUGUACCCUAAUAUUCUGACAUAAAAAAUCAACAAAGCUUGUCAUACCUGAAGCGCCAAGCUUCCGGUUUCCAACUUGUUAACACAACAAAACUUUUACAAGUAUGUAAACAUCUUAAUAAAAAACUGAAUUUAAUUCAGCAAGUAACACACAACCACGGGUAGAUACAAUGCAGCUACCGCAUUCAUCCUUUCCUUUCAAAGUAAUGAAAUACGAGCUUGAGCAUGAGCGAUAUACAAGGAAAAUAGAAUCAGUUGUGUUUGACAAGCUGCACGGACUUACUAAUGGAUUGGUGAGAUCGGCAUGUAUUUGCCUAUGAAUUAAUGAAUAUUCGCUUUUGUAGCUGCUUUUGAUCGCUAUUGUAUGUAUAGAUUGAAAAAUAUUAUACAUUCACAAGUCCGUACUUUUGAGAGUGGUUACUGCCUAUUGGAUAUACUGGGGACACAGCGCUCUUGAUUCUGGAGCGGUGUUAAGUUCACCGGACCAGCUAGUUAGCAAUAAAGCCAAAAAUAUUUGAAAUAUUUCGGGAUGAAUAGAAAAAACAGAUGUACAUAUUAAAGCGUGUUUUUGGGACAGCUCUCCCCUCUACGUUAACUCCGGCUAACCAAUGAUGAUUUUCUUUCGCCGCCGUACAAUCCAAUAAGUCAGUACAGUUUCUAUUCCGGACACUUUCCACCUCCUCGUCAGACCUGGAUGUAACCUACGGGUAGAAAAUGCGACAAUUUGGAUUAUUCACAUGCCAAAUCGAAUGCAAAACAGCAUGGAAGUCGCUUCGUGAUCAAUUUGUUAGGACUUUGAAAACACUGAAAGGAAAAAUUGAUCAAGACUACCCAGCACCGUAUAAAUAUUUCAAGAAAUUGUUGUUCCUUCAGGACGUAAUUCAGCCAAAAAGCAGAAGAAGAAGACUACCUUUGCGACACGAAACUUCAGAUAAAUUGUUUUCCGUAGAUUUAAUUGAGAACGUUGGGUUAAAUAUUAAUGAAGAUAACACUUCUGAUUUAAUUGACCCAUUAACGCUGCAGAAUAAGCCAUUGAAAAGGGCUCGACAUGAAAGCACAUCUUCGAGUGGCAGCAAAUCAACAGCACCAGUGUUAAAUCAUCCGAAAAAAGAAAAAAGAAGCGACGAUAAAGAGUCCUACGAGAAUCUUUUGUCAGAGUUCCUCUCGAAGGUUUCCCCUGAGAAACCCGCAAAAAUAGAUCCACUUGACAGUUUUUUCCUGGGAGUCUCAGGAAUGGUUAAAAAAUUUGAUUUAUCCCCAAAACAACUCAUUCAAUUGCAAUGCAAACUUAUGAAUUGUUUGACGGAAGAAUUGGAAAAAACAGAUAGUGCUUAAGUUUCAUAGUGUUAUAAUUAUAAUCUUAAUAUCUUAUCCUUUAAGUAAAAAUACAAAAUUUGAAGAAAAAUA
Messenger RNA from Hermetia illucens (black soldier fly), 2187 nucleotides. RefSeq lists its product as uncharacterized. The transcript is spliced from 5 exons. The record is from RefSeq and is a predicted model, not a curated record. Bases 1495 to 2115 code for a protein of 206 amino acids. Gene Ontology annotation, cellular component: transcription regulator complex; nucleus. Gene Ontology annotation, biological process: regulation of transcription by RNA polymerase II. Lineage: Eukaryota; Metazoa; Arthropoda; Insecta; Diptera; Stratiomyidae.